Molecule: messenger RNA, 486 nt
Organism: Naegleria gruberi
Lineage: Eukaryota; Heterolobosea; Eutetramitea; Acrasida; Naegleriidae
Exons: 1
Coding region: 1-486 (161 amino acids)
Biological process (GO): positive regulation of transcription initiation by RNA polymerase II
Molecular function (GO): transcription coactivator activity; DNA binding
Source: RefSeq, a predicted model, not a curated record
AUGUCAAAGGUUGAUGAAAAAAUUCUUAGAAAGAAAGUUGCUGCCAUCUUAAAGUCACAAUCUGAUGACGACACUGUUUCACUUAAAACCAUCAGAGAAGCCCUUGAAAAGGAUUUAGGAGUUUCUCUUUCAUCACAAAAGGAUGUUUUAAAAACCAUCAUUAAAGAGGAAAUGAACAAAAAUCAAGAGGAAGAAGAGGAAGAAUCAAAUAAGAGAAAACAUAAUGAUUCCGAUAAUGAGGAUGAACCAUCAGAAAAGAAACAAAAAUCAUCACACAAAAUUACUAAAGCCGAUAAUGGUGACUUGGUUGUUUUCUUUACUGAUAAAAAGAGAAUUACUGUCAAUGAAUUUAAAAAGUCAAAAUAUGUUCAUAUCAGAGAAUAUUAUGAAGAUAAACCAACAAAGAAAGGUGUUGCUAUGAGUAGAGAUGAAUGGACUAGAUUUAAAACCUAUAUUGAUACAAUUGAUGAAAUGAUGAAUAUGUAA